This is a messenger RNA of Cyphellophora attinorum, 789 nucleotides long. RefSeq names its product Acetylxylan esterase 2. Bases 1 to 789 code for a protein of 262 amino acids. The record is from RefSeq and is a predicted model, not a curated record. Gene Ontology annotation, molecular function: hydrolase activity. Lineage: Eukaryota; Fungi; Ascomycota; Eurotiomycetes; Chaetothyriales; Cyphellophoraceae. The transcript has a single exon.
AUGCAGCACAGGCACAUGCUCCUGCUCCUUCUAGCCGCGUCGGCGUCCGCAUUCCCAGCAAAGGCUGUCAACAAGCGCCAGAUCACCUGCGCUCCAGUCCAUCUCAUCGUCGCCCGCGCAUCUGGCGAGGCCCCCGGGGAGGGCAUCAUUGGUGCAGUCAGCGAAGAUGUGCAAGCUCGCGUUGCAGGCUCCGAUGCAGAGUCCGUCGACUACCCUGCCACACUGGCCAACUACCAGGAGUCAGAAGCCGCAGGCGUUGCAGAGAUGACUCGACUCGUGAGCGAAUACGCUGCAGCCUGCCCAGACAGCGAGAUAGUCCUUAUGGGCUACUCUCAGGGCGGACAGGUCACGAUGGACGUUCUGUGCGGAACAAGCAGUGUCGGCUUUCCGGCAACUGAGCCUCUGUCCGCCGACAUCGCCAGUCAGAUCUCUGCGGUGGUUGUUAUGGGGGAGCCGACGUUCGUACCCGGAGAGCCGUAUACAGUGGGAGACGCUGCUGAUGGUGCUGUGAGUCAAAUCCUGGUGGUCGAAAGCUCACCUCCCUCUCCAACCCUUUUCCGACCAGCCUCUUUGCCUGGUGGUCAACAGCUCACCUUCCACUCCACUGCCUCUCCGACCAGACUCUUUGCCUGGUGGUCAACAGCUCACCUUCCUCUCCAAUCCCUCUCCAAUCCCUCUCCAACCAGCCUCUCUGCCUGGUGGUCCACAGCUCGCUUCUCCUUCCAAAUGACCAGCCGCACUCCCUGGUGGUCCACAGCACAGAAUCCCCCCCAACAAUACAAAUCCUAA